GGGGAGGGGAGUCUUAAUUUCUUAUAUCUUCCUCUUUUGUAGUAAAAAUCAUUGGUAAAGAGCUCUGCAGUGUGAUAUGUUCUCAAUAGGGAGUGGGCAGAGAGCUUCAGAGGGACUGAGGGGAGCUGACAUAAGGGGAACAAGGAAUCAGAUAAGGAGAAAGGGAUAGACAGCAAAAGGGAGACACAGAAGAGGUAAGAGGGAAAAGAGGAAGGGAUCAUAAGGAUCUCAGGACCAUGGCUGAAUCUAUCACCUAUGCAGAUCUGCGCUUUGUGAAAUCCCCUCUGAAGAAGAGCCUUUCAGCUAUACAGAAGCAGGACCCUGAGGUGGAUGAGGAUGGAGAGCUCACCUAUGAAAAUGUGCAAGUGCCUUCAGUCAAGGAUGUGUUCCCAAGCCCAGAUCAACCUGCCUGUGAGGGACAAACAGGUGGAGAAAAGACAGAUAAGUCAGUUGCUGUACCUUAUUCCGUGAUAUCACCAGUUGCCAGGAAGAUUUUGCCCUGUCCUAUGACCUGGACACCAUACAUUAUCCUGAGCCUGUUGGGCACCUGUUUGCUGUUGGGGAUCACUACUAUCAGUCUAGGCAUUCAAUAUAUGCAGCUAUCUCACCAACUCAGUAACAUCAACCAGGUCCUGGAAGUCACCAAUGGUAGCCUGAGGCAGCAACUCCAAAAUGGGGCUACCCAGUUAUCCAGUAAGGAAAAGGAUCUGCAGGUUACCAGGGAAGACCUGACCCAGACCCAGAAGGAACUGAAGAUAGAAAAGGAUCAGCACGGAGCUACUGAAAAUCUCCUGCUGACCUGCAGGUUGGAAUGGAAUAAGACAAAAAUGAGCUUGGAGAACAAUAUAGAGGAGAAGAGAAACCUGGAAGAAAAACUGAACAUCUUGCAGAAAGGGCUGAACCAAGUCCAGCCCCUUUUCAAUUGCUUACCAAGGAAUAAUGUGGGAUUUGAUAGAAGAGAAGACCACGAGUGGAGACAAUUUCACCAGUUCCAAGAAUACUGCUGUCCCUUGGGGUGGACAUUAUUUAAGAAUAAAUGCCUGUACAUAUCAAGCUGUGAGAAGACUUGGAAAGGGAGUGACUCGUUUUGUCAAUCUCUGUCUUCAAAGCUACUUGUUUGGAAUUCUUUGGAAAACAAAUACUCUGACAUUCAAGCGAUAAAGGAGAUAAUUAAACAAAAAACUAUAAUUCUCUCUCAUUUCUGGAUCCAGGAACGGCAAACUAAUCACAAAACACUUAGAGAGCCCAGGUGUCCAGUGAUCAAACCUUAUUCCUCCUGGAUUUCUACUGACAACUGUAAUGAGAAUUUCUAUUUCAUCUGUGAGAAACAAGCCAUUGAACGACAAGCCAUUGAACGUCCUGUUGAGAUGGAGGACCGCUUCCUUCCCUGAGCUGGGUAAGCAUGGGGAGCAGCGCCAGAGAGGCGCCUAAUUAGUUGGAGUUACUAACAGCCCACUACUGUCUGCUUCUCGGAUUGCUUGCUCCCCCCUUUCCUCAGAGGAGGGGUCUAGACUGGGUAGCAGGGGCCUAGCAUCACCAAAGUUCUAACGGCUGCGCUUACCAGGUUGUGAGAUUGUAGGGAGCAGUGGGAGAGAGUAUGCGGAGAGGACAGAUAUCCUCUGUAUUUGGGGGCACAGGGAGAAUGAAGGUCCAAGACCAGAACUAUAGGUAACCUUUGGGAUGGUCAACCAGAGUGCAUAGAGCGCUUGGUUGAUCUUGGAGGGAAAAGGGCCAAGUUUUACAUGUUUCCCCAGCUCAGGAAAUUGUGGGUGGGGGUCAGAGGGGCAAUGGAGUGGGGUCUCCCUAGAAUUCUAUCCUUUCAGACCUUGUCCCUGAAUCUCCUUCCUCUCCCACCUCCCUGUCCCCAUCGCAGGUCCAGAGCUUCGGGAUUCAUCUCAAGUCCUCUCGGCCUCUGCAAUCCAGGGCCUAGAUUAAGGACUGAACUUGUCUAGUCAUUAUUCCCGUCAGCUCCCAUCCUCCAUUUCCAGAGAGGUCGGACCACUUCUGGGAAGAGGGGACCGGCCUCGAGGAGGGGGCUUUGGAUUCUAGCAUCU
Molecule: messenger RNA, 2054 nt
Organism: Antechinus flavipes (yellow-footed antechinus)
Lineage: Eukaryota; Metazoa; Chordata; Mammalia; Dasyuromorphia; Dasyuridae
Gene: CD72
Product: CD72 molecule
Exons: 8
Coding region: 237-1391 (384 amino acids)
Cellular component (GO): plasma membrane
Molecular function (GO): transmembrane signaling receptor activity
Source: RefSeq, a predicted model, not a curated record